AUACGUCAUAAAAGUUGAAUACUACCGACAGCAUGCGCUUCAUUAACAUCCACAGAAAAAACGGGUUUAAACUCUAAUAUUUAAGGUCAGCGGUGCUUAUUGAUAUAUUUAGCUGCAUUGGUCGUCUAAGUGCCACUAGCUGACACAUUUAGCCACAAUAGCUACAUCUUUAAAGGUCCAAAUGGCUUUGGCAGCUGCGCGCAGCAGGUCAGUCUUGUUUGUCAAACGCAAGAUUCUGUAUACUUUGAGGCAAUUUUCAACUAAUGACACGAUUCUAGCUGACCAGAGGAAACCACCUUCAAAGAAACAGUGGAUAAAAAGUCACAAGAAACCUCCCGGGUCUGAUCAUCUGUCCUGGGAGGAAAGGCUGGCUGAUGCGAUAACCCCUCUGUGGAGGCUAAGUUAUGAAGAGCAACUUGAGCUCAAGCAAAAACAUCAGGAAAGUAUACUGUCUCAGCUGUCCAGGUAUCUUUCCGGUGACUUAAAAUCACAGUCCUCAUCACCUGCCGAGAGUAGACCCAGCUUCCCUGUCUUGCCUGUUAAGCCGUCGCCUGUUAGGGAUGGUUACCGCAACAAGUCAACGUUUUCUGUAAACAUAGGAGUGAAUGGAAAUCCCAAAACAGUUGGUUAUUACGUGGGCACAGGCAGGGAGAGAAAUAUUGUCUGUAUCAACCCAGACCACCUGCUCAACACGCCGGAGCAGCAUAAACUGGUAGCCAGAUGUUAUCAGGACUUCAUCCGCCUCUCUUCCCUUGAACCCUGCCUGCUGUUCCACACCGGGGGUCACUGGAGAGAGGUCACAGUGAGGACCAACGCAGAGGGCCGCACCAUGGCUAUAGUGUACUUUCAUCCACAGAUGCUCACCCCAGAAGAAGUGGCAAUCCAUAAGGCUCAGCUGGUGGAUUACUUCACACAGGGUCCUGGAACCGUCUGUCAUCUGGACUCACUAUUUUUCCAGGAGAGCACCAUGACUCGCUGCACUCAUGAGGAAUCCCCUUACCAGCUGCUGUAUGGUCAGCCACACAUAUAUGAGGAGGUACUAGGCUUCAAAUUCCGCAUCUCUGCUGAUGCCUUUUUCCAGGUGAACCAGGCAGCUGCCGAGGUCUUGUACAGCACAGUGAGAGAACUGUGCGUCCCAAACCCAGAGGAAGGUGGAGAAAGAACAAAAGUCAGUGGUACUCUCUUGGAUGUUUGCUGUGGGACAGGUACCAUCGGCAUCACUAUAUCUCCCAGAGUAAACAGAGUUGUUGGUAUAGAGCUCAUAGAACAAGCUGUGGAAGACGCUAGACACAACGCAGCUCUCAAUAAUGUACACAACUGUGAGUUUAUCGCUGGGAAGGCAGAGGUGGCGCUUCCUGCUCUUUUAUCUCAGUUGAGCUCUGAAGGUGGAGGCCUUGUGACAGCUGUGGUAAACCCUGCUCGAGCUGGUCUGCACCACAGAGUGGUCCAAGCUUUACGAAACCAACCUACCAUCCGCAGGCUGGUCUAUGUUUCCUGUAAACCGGAUGGAGAAGCAAUGAGGAACUUCAAGGAGCUUUGUUGUGCUCCUGAUCCGCAGAAGAAACUGAGGGGAGAGGCUUUUUCUCCAUCUCUGGCUGUGCCUGUAGAUAUGUUUCCACACACUCGCCAUUGUGAAGUGGUGCUACUUUUUGAGAGGUAGCGGAUGCUUUUAGGUGGGAAUAAACCCUUUAAAAACUCUGGUUGCUUUGGAAAGCUACUGGGGUAAUAAUGAUGUACUGUAUGCUAAAUGAUAAUGGAUUAUCUUACACCCAUAGUUAACCCACACAGGUGAUUUAUUUUAUUUGCUUGAUUAAACAUUCUUUCCGGACUAUCAAUUAUUCUUUUUGCUGUAUAAAAUAUCAGAAAAGAGAUUCCAAGGUAUUGCUAUCAAGUUGCAUGUUUUUUCCCAAUAAACAGUCCAAAACAAUAUAUAAAUGACUCAUAUUUGAGAAACUAGAGCCAGCAAGUGCUGCCGAUUAAUUUUUUUGCAUAUCGGCUAAGGCACUGUGUGAAAAAGUGAAGAAUUUGAUGUUCAUUUAGGCAACUUACACCUUUUAGUUCAUGAAGUUUGGUAUUCUCCUUUAUACACGAAAGAUGUAAUUCUUCACUACCAGCUUGUGCUUUACUACAGCAGAUGAAAGGUGACCCGAGAGUGGAGGCAGUGUUACACAGUGUUUUUCCAUUAUCCAAGUUGAAAUUUUCUGCAGGGUUAUGAAACUGAACAUAUAUUAUCUCAGAUAUUCACAUUAUUGUGUCUGCCUCCUGUUGUAGUGUUUCGCUAUACCUGCCCUGCAGUAGCUGUAUUUGUGCUGCAGGUGGUGGCAUUGCAGUGUAUUCAGAGCCAUCUUUUUAUGAAAUAUGCAAUUCAUUCCGGUUUACUAAAGUUCAAUAACGUCAUGAGUGUAGACUGAGUGUCCAAGUUUUGUCACCGAGAGGUUACCACCGUUUACGUUAGGUCAUACACUGCAACAAGGCGGCCUUGCCUUUGAGAUAGAUACAAUGUUCUUUUACCUCUUGAGUUAAGUAAUGAUGAUGCUCAUGCAGAUUUGGCAGAAAUGGGAAAUGAACUAGAUAACACGGACAACUGCUGCCAAUGUGUCAGCAAAAUUUUAAAGAAUAAAAAAACACAUGUUUUUUCGCAAUAUAUUUGUGUGGUUUAUUGGCCAAAACCAUCUGCUUGAGACAAGCAAGUAAAAAGUCUGUUGCAUAUAAAAAUAAAGUCUUCGUUGCACACAAGUUUCACACCAACUUCCCCUUCUUAUUUUCAGAAGUUUCUGCCUACCUACUUUGGCUUUGACUGUGGUACCAACAUUUGAAUAAA
Molecule: messenger RNA, 2821 nt
Organism: Centropristis striata (black sea bass)
Lineage: Eukaryota; Metazoa; Chordata; Actinopteri; Perciformes; Serranidae
Gene: trmt2b
Product: tRNA methyltransferase 2 homolog B
Exons: 2
Coding region: 182-1660 (492 amino acids)
Biological process (GO): RNA processing
Molecular function (GO): tRNA (uracil(54)-C5)-methyltransferase activity, S-adenosyl methionine-dependent
Source: RefSeq, a predicted model, not a curated record